Messenger RNA from Hirundo rustica (Barn swallow), 1879 nucleotides. RefSeq names its product WNT inhibitory factor 1 (gene WIF1). The transcript is spliced from 10 exons. The record is from RefSeq and is a predicted model, not a curated record. Gene Ontology annotation, biological process: anatomical structure development. Gene Ontology annotation, molecular function: signaling receptor binding. The coding region runs from base 36 to 1163 and encodes 375 amino acids. Gene Ontology annotation, cellular component: cell surface; extracellular region. Lineage: Eukaryota; Metazoa; Chordata; Aves; Passeriformes; Hirundinidae.
GGAGCCGGCGAGCCCCGGGCGGGCGGUGCGGGAGCAUGGCCCCGGCGGGGCGGCUGUGCUGUGCCGCGCUGCUCUGCGGCGCCCUCAGCCUCUGCAGCCUGCGGGCCGCGCCGCGCCAGCCCGACACCCUCUACUUGUGGAUCGACGCGCAGCAAGCGCGGGUGCUCAUCGGCUUCGAGGAGGAUAUUCUGAUCGUGUCCGAGGGGAAGAUGGCCCCGUUCACCCACGACUUUAGGAGAGCCCAGCGGAGGAUGCCCGCCAUCCCCGUCGGCAUCCACGCCAUGAACUUCACUUGGCAGGCAACGGGACGGGCCGAGUACUACUACGAAUUCCUGUCUUUGCACUCUUUGGAUAAAGGCAUAAUGGCAGAUCCAACUAUAAAUAUCCCCCUGCUUGGAACAGUUCCUCAUAAAGCGUCAGUUGUUCAGGUUGGAUUUCCUUGCCUUGGAAAACAAGAUGGGGUUGCUGCAUUUGAAGUGAAUGUGAUCAUAAUGAAUUCAGAAGGCAAUAUUAUUCUCCAGACUCCUCAAAAUGCCAUCUUCUUUAAAACCUGUCAGCAAGCGGAAUGUCCAGGAGGAUGCAGAAAUGGAGGCGUUUGCAAUGAAAGACAUGUCUGUGAAUGUCCUGAUGGAUAUUAUGGGCCUCAUUGUGAGAAAGCACUGUGUGUUCCUCGCUGCAUGAACGGCGGGCUCUGCAUCACACCCGGCCUCUGCAUCUGCCCCCCGGGGUUCUACGGCAUCAACUGUGACAAAGCAAACUGUACAACAACCUGUUUCAAUGGAGGGACGUGUUUCUACCUGGGAAAAUGCAUUUGUCCUUCAGGCUAUGAAGGAGACCAAUGUGAAAUCAGUAAAUGCCAUCAACCCUGUCGAAAUGGAGGCAAAUGUACUGGUAAGAAUAAAUGCAAGUGCUCCAAAGGCUACCAGGGAGACCUGUGUUCAAAGCCUGUUUGUGAACCCAGCUGUGGCCUGUACGGCACCUGUGUGGAGCCCAACAAAUGCCAGUGCAAAGAAGGCUGGCAUGGGAGACACUGCAAUAAAAGGUACGGAGCCAGCGGCCUGAGCGCCCUGAGGCCAGCAGGCAGCAAGCACAGGCAGCACACGCCUUUGCCGAAAAGUGCCGAGGAGAAGCAUGGUCCACCCGAAUCCAAUUAUAUCUGGUGAACUCCAACAUCUGAAAUGGUUCGUGUUACACAAAGUUCACAGCCUUCAUUAACCUCUCGUGGAUUGAAUGUUAAAAUGCUGUUCAUUACAGUUAAGAUUACCGGCUGGAAUUUUAUUAGCUUCAUUAUAAACCAUUGAACUGACACUUACUAUUCCUUUUAAGUUUUAUAAAUACUUCUCUAGCAUGAUUAUAUAGGCUUCUUCUCUCAGUGCUUUGGAUGGUGUUUUGUACUAUACUUCAGUUACCUUUAAACUUCCUUUUUUGGUUAUAUAGCUGCAAAUAUUGUCCACAAAUUAAGUAACAAUAUUCAAGCAGAAAACCCUGUAGAUGCCAAUCCUGAAUUAUUUCAGUGACUACAGAUUGUAAUCUGCCUAAGACAAAAGAAAGAUGCAUUUUGCAAACUUUUACAAAUCACGUACUUAGAAUUUUCCCUAAGAAAAACAAACAAACAAAUAAAUAAAUAAGUUACUUAAUUUAAAAACUGAAACUCAAUUCAAUGUUAUUUUUCAUUUUACAGUUUUGUGUAUUACAAAGAAACUACAGUGCUGCCAUUUAACCAACAUAAUAUAUUGUAAACAAAGUAGAGCUAUAAUGUAUGAAGUUUCUGCAUCAGCUUGAAGCAAUAUAAUAUAUUUUAAACAGAACAGCUCUUAUGUAAUAAACUUUUUAUACUGAUGCUUAUGUAUAAAAUAAAGAUGCUGCUUUAGUUUUUUGA